GGGACAGGUAGGUCUGUUCUUCAUUCUCGUUGUCUUGAUGAGCUCGGCAAGUGUCCCUUCCCGCGCAUGGCCAAGAUCAUCAUCAUCGGCGCCGGCAUCUCAGGCCUGAGCACCUACCUUUUCCUGCGCAAACACCUGGUGCUCUCCGACCCGAGUCCCUCUCCCCAACAAUUUGAAAUCAAAAUCUACGAAGCCUACGACAUCCGACAAUCCCGCUUCAAUGCCUCCUUGACCCGUCCCACCACGAGCAACAACUUGGACGACGGAGCAACGGCCAGCGCGAUCCCCGCCAACGAGACAGACCCAAUCUUCACACCCCAGGCGAUUGGGGCCGCGAUCGGCAUCGCCCGCAACGGACUGAACGUCCUAGCUCGCCUGGACGAACCACAACAUCACCGAGGUGAAGCCCGUGAUGUGCGACCCAGAAGCUUGAUCGAGGAAAUGGCUGUGCACGGCCACCCGAUCGAGCGGUGGGAACUCGGCACGGCAAGAGGCUUUACGCUCGGCGAGGUCGAUCUCGCACGAACUAGAACUGCCGCCGCGAAGCCUUCUGUCAAGCAGCACGAACACUCCAAAGCUCCUUCGUCCGCGGGGCGAAAUCCGUGUCCGUACCACGGGAUCAUGAUCGCGCGACAGUCGUGCUGGGAGAUCCUCCGCGACCGCGUCCUGAGGGAGUCUCCCGAUGCGGUCAUCCACAAGAAAGUUGUCGACGUGGUCAUCGGCGACGAAAGGACACGUAACGUCGUCAAGUUCGAAGACGGUUCCCACGAAGAAGCCGACCUGGUCAUUGGAGCGGAUGGCCUGAGAAGUGUGUUGCGGCGGGCGAUGUUCCGCAAGGCUGAGGCCGAGAAUGAGAGUAGUAACGCGACGACGACUAGUGGAGCGCGGACUCACGAGGAGCUAUCUCCCGACCAGACCAGAAAGUCAGCCUCGAGCUGGUUGCGGACUGUCCUGUCCUACCUCCCUAUCCCGGCCUUCCUAUUCGGUCGUGCCACAGGCCCAAAGGUUAUCCACAUGGACUACAUCUCACCACACUACGAGGGCCUCGUCGGCGUGGGCGGCUUCGUGCCUUCGUCCGUACUGCAAGCCACGGGCCACAAACCAGGCACCAUGACGGUUGUGUUUGGACCGAACGGGUUUUUCGGGUACGGGUACUUGACAUCAUCUACAUCAUCGCCAGAGUCGCCGAACUCAUUGUCCAACGACGCCACAGCGACAAGGGACACAGGUGCCACGCCAUCGACCACUGCGGCCUCUUCAAUCCCCGCCCCAGGGCCGUUGGCAGGAUGGUGGUCCACGUGCUCCAGCCCGACCCCCUUCCCAUACUCGAGUUCCUCCUCGGAUCCUCCAUCUCCCUCUUCAGGAGGUGUCCUCAACACAAAUACGAGCACAAACACAGGCACGAGCACGAGCAAGAACGCAGUCACAUCAGACCAUAGUGCAAGCACAAGCCGCAAACCAACAGAGUUCAACAAGCGGCUCGCCCUGGCCGCGCUCCUCCACCGACACCGCAAAUGGCACAACCCGGCAAUCCAAGCGAUAUUGUCGUUUGUGCAAGAGGACACUGAACAAGAGCAGCAGCGCCAACGCCAAGACCAGCAGGGUCAAGGUCAUCACAACAACGACAACAGCAAUAACAGCCUACUAACCGGCAAAGCACUGGACGCAGCGUACCCGACCUGGACGACCCCUGAGCUCCCGUACUGGUCCCUGCGCGGCCGCUCCGUGCUAGUAGGCGACGCCGCGCACGCGCUGCAGCCGUCGAGCGGCCAAGGGGCGAGCCAGGCGCUCGAGGACGCCGAGGCGCUGGCCCUGUUCCUGCGGCGGUUCUUGGUGGCGGCAACGCCGUCAUCGUCGCGACCAGAAGACGUAUGCUCGACGAAAGCGGCAGCGGCAGCGGCAGCGGCAGCAGCAGCAAGCGGAGGAGGGGAAUCUCCAUCCAGCAUCAGCACCAGCACCGACCCUGCCGCUGGCUCCACCUCCACCUCCACCUCUACUUCUACUUGUGUCCCCGUCCCGCUCAACGACCCCAAUGCAUCCUUCUCGCUCCCACAUCCGCUCCCGCACGCAUGCCUAACCACGGCCCUCCGCGCCUUCGAAACGACCCGCAUGCCGCGCGUGCACGCGAUCCACGCGCGCUCGCAGCGCAUGUCGCGCAUGAAAGCCGACAUGGGCGUGCUGGCCGAGUGGGCCAUGUACCUCGCCAUCUACCUGGGGACGUGGUUCCGCGGGGCCAACGGAGAGGGCGAGGGCGGCGAGAGGGAUGAGCGCUACUACGACGCGUUGGUCGCGGAGCGGGGACCUCUCGACAAAUAA
Cladophialophora immunda is the source of this 2316-nucleotide messenger RNA. RefSeq lists its product as uncharacterized. The record is from RefSeq and is a predicted model, not a curated record. Lineage: Eukaryota; Fungi; Ascomycota; Eurotiomycetes; Chaetothyriales; Herpotrichiellaceae. Bases 67 to 2316 code for a protein of 749 amino acids. Gene Ontology annotation, molecular function: monooxygenase activity; FAD binding. The transcript has a single exon.